Racocetra fulgida is the source of this 423-nucleotide messenger RNA. NCBI's taxonomy places the organism in Eukaryota, Fungi, Glomeromycota, Glomeromycetes, Diversisporales, Gigasporaceae. The record is from the annotation of a GenBank genome assembly.
AUGGAAAUUGAACCAAUGGAAGUGGAACCGGAACCAAUGGAAAUGGAAUUACCAGAGGUGGGAUCAAUGGAUGUAGAAUCAGCAGAAUUGGGGUUAACAGAGGUGGAAUCAGAUGUAUUAGUAGAAAUUGAUGAGAAAACAAAAAUGAGGCUAGCAAUUGAAGAAUUAGAUGGGAUGGCAAUUGAUAUUUUAGAAAUUGCAAUUCCGGAUACAAUGCUUGUUUUUGGAUUUGACAACAGUUCCAGCCACAGAGCCUUCGCUGAAGAUGCAUUGGUAGCAAGCCGAAUGAAUGUUGGAUUUGGAGGUAAACAAUCUAAAAUGCGGCCCAGUCGAUUUUCUGAUAGCACAUCCCAAGAGAUAGUUUUUUCAUUAAAUCAUCAAAACAAAAAAAAAGAGGACAACCAAAAGGAAUUGCAGAAGUAA